This is a messenger RNA of Laccaria bicolor S238N-H82, 468 nucleotides long. RefSeq lists its product as uncharacterized. The record is from RefSeq and is a predicted model, not a curated record. Lineage: Eukaryota; Fungi; Basidiomycota; Agaricomycetes; Agaricales; Hydnangiaceae. The transcript is spliced from 6 exons. Bases 1 to 468 code for a protein of 155 amino acids.
AUGGUCGACAUAGCCUUCUGCCCGGGAUUUGCACCUACGAAGAUCACAAGCUCUCAAUGGAAGCACCUAUCAACUCUGAUUGUAAAGAAGCUCUUGGUGGUGAAGCCCUGGUCUGAUGAGCAAAGACUAAUCCCAAAGAGUGAAGCUUGCUUCGGCGAGAUCCCUGUCAUUAUUAACUCCGAAGGUCUUCCAAUGGUCUUCGUCAAAGACUUGACUAAAUGGGUCCAUCACAAUUGCUCUAUUUCGGCCCCAACGAGGAAGCGCAAUCAGAAAGUUCUUCAGGUCACGUUGCCUCAUCAUCUUGAUCAGUAUCUCAGCCUUUCGCUAGUACUUCUGGCCAUGCUCGUGUUUCAGGCAAACGUGCUGGGCCAGGGAAGAACUCUCAAGAUUCAGUUGCUAACUAGGCUGUGUCCCCUCCUUUUGCCUUUGUCCACCUACACACCUCACUCCACCCUUUUUUCCUUUUAA